This is a messenger RNA of Pelobates fuscus (common spadefoot toad), 944 nucleotides long. RefSeq names its product HCLS1 associated protein X-1 (gene HAX1). The record is from RefSeq and is a predicted model, not a curated record. Gene Ontology annotation, cellular component: actin cytoskeleton; apical plasma membrane; sarcoplasmic reticulum. Gene Ontology annotation, biological process: regulation of actin filament polymerization; negative regulation of apoptotic process. NCBI's taxonomy places the organism in Eukaryota, Metazoa, Chordata, Amphibia, Anura, Pelobatidae. The transcript has 7 exons. Bases 61 to 897 code for a protein of 278 amino acids.
GUGGUGACGUCGGUGGCUGAUGGCGAGCUGGGUUCCAGCUGUGUAGUCACACGGGGUGACAUGAGUCUGUUCGAUCUGUUCAGGAGAUUCUUCGAUACCGGGAGUAGGAGAGACCCAUUCUUUGGUGGGAUUACUCUUGAAGACGAAGAUGAUGAUGGGGAUGAAGUAGAAGAUUCUGGGUACCCAUUUGGCAACCCUCCCACGUUUAACUUUGGCUUCUCCUUUGGGCCAAGUCACAACCCUUUCAAGGAGUCAUUUGGCUUUGAGGGAUUGUUUCAGGAUUUCAACGAACUUUUUGCGGAUUUCGGCUCUCUUGAUGUGCAAAUUCCAGAGCUGCAUGGCAUUGAAUCUCCACCCCAAAGGCCAGAAGGUUAUGGAGCAAAAACAUUAAGGGAUUCUAUGCUUAAAUAUCCGGAUUCUCACCUACCAAAGGAGCAGCAUCCACUCCCACGGAUACCAGCUAAUCCAGACGUACCCAGGCUCCCAAGACGAAUACCAUGGGAUGAUUAUUCAUUCCGAAUCCCACAAACAGACUCAAAGGAAGACCGAGAUCUGGAUUCAGAAGUAUCCUCUAAGGGUUUGGAUGCCUUCUUGGGCCCAUCAGGACCUAAGUCUUCUUCCUAUUUCCAGAGUGUGUCUGUUUCCAGAGUGACGAAAGCCGAUGGGACUACAGAAGAGCGACGAACUGUGACAGACGGACACGGAAAACAAACCACCAGUGUGACUGUCCGCCGUGGGGACCAGAUUCUCAGUAGCACAACAGAGAACCCUUGCCAGGGUGCCCUCAUUGCAGGCGAUCAACUGGAUGCUGCACGUGACCAUCUCCAUGAAAACUUCGAUAUAUCUGAUUCCCAAACGCUUCUACGCAGAAUACUCCAGAGGUGGUUCUCACAGUGAAGGCCUUAUUUCUUUUUAUCAUUAUUUAUCCCAAAAAUAAAAGUCAU